This is a messenger RNA of Sorex araneus (European shrew), 1467 nucleotides long. Its product is annotated as interferon-induced protein with tetratricopeptide repeats 2-like. Gene Ontology annotation, cellular component: cytosol. The record is from RefSeq and is a predicted model, not a curated record. The coding region runs from base 184 to 1467 and encodes 427 amino acids. Gene Ontology annotation, molecular function: protein binding. Lineage: Eukaryota; Metazoa; Chordata; Mammalia; Eulipotyphla; Soricidae. The transcript is spliced from 4 exons. Gene Ontology annotation, biological process: defense response to virus.
CUCUCGCUGCCACGGGCAGGACUCUGCAUAUCUUUUGAAUUAUUGUUCUUGAAUACUUCAGAUAGAUGCCAAGGAGUAGAAUUGCCUGAUCCUAUGGUAUUCAGAGAGAUAAAGAGUAUCACGUGAUACUCUUGGACACGGCCCUCUCCCCUUUAUAUAUUGCUCCUUCAGUAUUUGCUUGACAUGUUUCAGAAUUUCCAGAGAAGAAUCAGCUUGGCAUCCUUCUUCCCAACAGAAGCAAUCGCCAACAUGAGUGAGACCAACAGUUCUCUGAAGCAAAGCCUUUCCCAGCUGAAAUGUCAUUUCACGUGGAACUUCAAGGAAAAAGAUAUCCCAGAGGACCUGGAAGAGAGACUACAUGAGCAGAUUGAAUUUUCAAACUCCGCGUCCAAAGGCACAAUGUACAACAUGUUGGCCUACAUAAAACACUUACGUGGUAAGGAUGAGGAUGCCCUGGAAUACUUAAAGCAAGCUGAAGAGUCAAUCCAGCAAGAGCACUGUGACAAGGCAGAAGUCAGGAACCUGGUGACCUGGGGAAACUAUGCCUGGGUCAACUAUCACCUGGGCAGACUCCCAGAGGCGCAGGCUUAUGUUGACAAGGUGAAACAGGUGUGUAAGAAGUUUUCUAGCCCCUAUAGAAUUGAGUGUCCUGAGCUAGAAAACGAGGAAGGGUGGACACGGCUAAAGUGUGGAGGACUCCAAACUGAAAGAGCCAUGGUGUGCUUUGAGAAGGCUCUGGAAAAACACCCACGUGAUCCUGAAUCUACCAGUGGACUGGCCAUUGCGGUAUACCGCGUGAGUGACAGUCAGACACCUGUGGAUGUCACUGACUCACUGCACAAAGCCAUCAAACUGAAUCCUGAUAACCACUAUCUUAAAGUUGUUUUGGCUUUGACACGUCAAAGGAUGAAAGAAGGAGAUGAAGGAGAGAGCUUAGUUGAAGAGGCCUUGGAGAAAGCUCCAAAGGACCCUGAAGUGGUUGAAGCUGCAACGAAGUUUUAUAAAAGGAAAGGUGAUUCUGAGAAGACUUCUGAACUCACACAGAAGAACCUCACCCGCCAGCAUUAUUAUAAAGGAUACAUUUAUCGGGGAGAAGUUCUCCGGAAGUCAAAUAUGAUGUCAAGUGAUGAGUUAAAUGAAUUAAUUAAAAAAGCUAUAGAUCAUUUAAAGAAAGCUCAUGAGAUGGAUGAAAAUCUCCCCUGUGUCUGUCUCUACCUUGGUGAACUCUAUUCGAGAGUGGGCGAGCAUGAGGAAGCAGAGCGUUACUUCCAAGAGGAACUUGGAAAAGCACAAACUCCUAUAGCAAAGCAAAGAUUCCAUCUGCAUUAUGGCAAUGUUCAGCUGGAGAACAACCAAACUGAAAAGGCUAUCCACCAUUAUAUGGAAGGAUGUUCCUUUUGGAGCAAGAGGAAGCUAGUAACUGAGGCAGGUCUGGACUUUGGAAGCCUCAUUGGCAUCUUGAUCUGA